AUGAGGGUAGCAACACUCCUGCUAGCUUGGCUGCUGACCCUGCAGUGCCAGCGGACAGCAUAUGCAUCACAGCUUCUAGGAACAACGGAUGCGGUGUACAGGCUGAUCACUCGCGUGUUGAAGCAAAAUGAGCAUCCCUUUCAGCUUCAUUUGGUUGGUUCCUCCUCUGCUUCUUCAGCAGCAGACGAGUCGUCGUUCAGAAUGGAACCCAAGUACUUUGAGUUGCAAGAUGAAGGCAACGGAAAUAUUUUAGUGACAGGCUCGACAGCAUCUGAACUAGGUGCUGGUGUUGGAUGGUAUCUGAGACACUAUUGCAACAUGACCUUGGGGUGGCCCUCUGGUGGAGGAUCUCGGAUUGUCAUUCCAGACCAAUGGCCGUCCAUUGGUUCCAAAAAAGUUCGCAAGACAAGGGCGGUCCCUUGGAGUUAUUUCAUGAAUGUUUGUACGCAUAGUUACAGUCUGGUCUGGUAUGACAAACAAGAUUGGGAGCAAUAUAUUGAUUGGCUGAGCCUUACGGGUGUCAAUAACAUUGUAGCCUUGACGGGACAAGAACAAAUCUUCUAUGAAACCUUUUUGGCGUUGGGGUUAAACGACAAAGAUAUUCGGUCUUGGUUCAAUGGUCCGGCUUUUCUGACUUGGUCUCGUGGACAAAAUGAAUACGGAAGCAAUAUUGCUGGACCACUGCCAAAAUCAUGGAUGGCCGAUCAAUUCUUUAUGCAACGUGAUUUCAUUCUACCGCGACUGAGAGAUCUUGGGAUCAUUGGUCAACUACCGGGAUUUCAAGGAAACGUCCCCAUCCAAAUGAGAGAUAUCUUUGAUGAUCAGAACAUUACGCAAGAGGGAGCCACGGGUUGGAUGGAUGCAUUAGAUCCAAUAUUUGGUCAGAUUGCCGAUAAUUACAUGCAAAUACUCUUGGAUGCCUUUGGAACGGAUCACUGGUACCAACUCGAUGGUUAUUUCAAUGGUGGCACUGCUCCAUGGAUGAAGAAGGAUCCUCACAACAACAUUGAAUACUACCAUGACCAUGGCUACCAUGACUACGACGAAAGCACGAAAUUGUCUCACAAUGAAGACUGGUUUCGCCGAGGGACAAAAGCCUUUGAAUCGUUGAAUCGAACCGAUCCAAAGGCCAUUUGGUCGUUUCAGGGAUUCGCCUUUAUUGGAUGGAACAGUCCAGAUCAGGCGGAAGCUGUCAAAGGUUUUGUUGAUGCAGUUCCCAAGGAUCGGUUUGUGAUUCUGGACAUGUCGUACUCGGGCCUGGGAGAGUGGACAAAGUUCAACAAUGCAUCCUUCUUUGAAGCUCCAUUCGUUUGGACGGCCCUUCAUAAUUUUGGGGGCACUGAUGGUAUCAAGGGUGAUAUUCGACGAUUGAAUCAUUUUCCACAUGAGUUCUUGUCCUCAACAUCAAUAGCCGGCAUUGGUGGAACUCCUGAAGGCAUCAAUCAAAACCCAGCUUUCUACGAAUUCUUGUUCGAGUCUACUUUUCGAGAUGGGCCAGUGGAAGAUUUGGGCGAUUAUCUGGCUCAACGAAACAUGAAACGAUAUGGCUUGGCCGGUGUGACAGGUGAUGACGACAAUGUAUUCAUCAUCAAAUAUCAUCUUUCGCAAACUUGGAAGUUACUGAUGCGCAGUCUCUAUUCCAAUGACUUUAGUACACAAGACUUUACUGGCAUUGCACACUUGAAUCCCGGGAGAAACAAUCUUUUCGAAGAUGAUCGCUAUACACCGAAAGGCCUUCUUUGUGACACCUUUCUUGCUUGGGAGCAUAUGAUUCAAGCCAUACAAAAAGCAUCCUUGGAGGCAAUCGACAUCUACACUAUUUUAAAGAACAACAACGAACCUUUCCGCUACGACCUCGUCAAUCUGGGACGAGAGGUACUUGCGCAACUCUCCACACCAGCAGCGAAGAACUUUACCGAUGCCACAUCACAAGUUGGUCCCAACGAGAUUAUCAAAUCAGGAAGCUUCUAUAUGAAGCUUCUUCAAGAUGUCGAUGAUUUGGUCGGAACUGAUCAAGGAUUCUUGCUGGGGCCAUGGCUCGAAUCAGCUCGAAAAUGGGGGGCAAAUGAAACUGACGAUUGUUACACCGAAAUUUUAGGUCUUUCCAAUUGCGCCAAUUUCUACGAAUUCAAUGCAAGAUCCCAAAUCACAACAUGGAACCCAACACCCAAGGAUAGCAAGUCUAUACCAGGUGGCCCCAUCGACUAUGCGGCGAAACACUGGAAUGGACUCAUCAAGGACUACUACAUUAGGAGAGCAGCCGAUCUUCUUGGCCGGGCAAUAGAGGACAAAACAGCUGGUCGACCACUGAAUCAGACAGCAGUCGACGAGCUAUUCGCCAGCCACGCAUACCACUGGACAACGUCCACCAACAAAUAUCCAACCACAGUUCAGGGAGACGCAUUUGAGACUUCGAUCAAAAUGUAUGAAAAGUAUCGGCAUUGGUUUUCGACUUGCGCUGAUAGGACUGAAUCGAAAAUAGCGUAA
Molecule: messenger RNA, 2487 nt
Organism: Cylindrotheca closterium
Lineage: Eukaryota; Bacillariophyta; Bacillariophyceae; Bacillariales; Bacillariaceae
Source: the annotation of a GenBank genome assembly